AAUCAUUUUCAUUCAUACAAGAAACAAUGUCAUCAUGUACCCAUUUGUUUCUUCUUCUUCCACUUCUCUUGCUCACCAUUACCUUCCUCUCUCCUGCAACUGCAUUAUCCUCAAUCAAUCCAGGUGGAGGACACCAUCCAAAUGCCACACAAAGUUCUACUUCUAGCUAUCAGACAUACAUAUUGCUGGUUAACCCUCCUCCAUCCAUCGACACCGCCAGCGAAAAUGAGCACGGUUUAUGGCAUGAGUCUUUCUUGCCAAGCUCACUCACCGGAUCUGGCGAGCCGCGUCUCGUCCACUCCUACACCGAGGUGUUCAGUGGCUUCGCCGUGAGACUCACAAACUCCGAGCUCAGUUUGGUGUCCAAGAAGCCUGGGUUCGUGCGAGCAUUCCCUGACCGGAUUUUCCAGCCCAUGACCACACACACACCAAAAUUCCUUGGGCUGAACAAAGACAUGGGGUUUUGGAGAGGCGUUGGUUACGGGAAGGGGACCAUCAUCGGGGUUCUUGACGCCGGAAUCUAUGCUGCGCAUCCUUCCUUCGAUGACACUGGCAUCCCGCCACCCCCAGCAAAGUGGAAGGGUUCAUGCCAAGGCUCCGGUGCCCGGUGCAACAACAAGCUCAUCGGUGCCAAGUUCUUUGCAGGAAAUGAUUCCGGAGAUGAUAUAGGGCACGGGACACACAUCGCAUCCACUGCUGCUGGGAACUUUGUCAGUGGUGUGUCUGCCCGUGGUCUCGGCAUGGGCACCGCGGCAGGGAUUGCAGCCGGGGCGCACGUCGCCAUGUACAAGGUAUGCACUAUUGUGGGGUGUGCAACCUCAGCCUUAUUGGCCGGACUAGACGCGGCGAUCAAGGAUGGGGUCGAUGUGAUCUCACUCUCCCUAGCACCCUUUAAAAGUCUCCGCUUUGAUGAAGACCCGAUUUCCAUUGGUGCCUUUAGUGCUGUAUCUAAGGGCAUUGUCGUGGUAGGUGCGGCCGGCAAUAAUGGUCCCAAGGGGUUUCUUGCCAAUGAUGCACCAUGGAUCCUCACGGUCGGUGCCGGUUCGGUGGACAGAAGCUUUCGGGUUCUCAUGCAACUCGGCAACGGCUAUCAAAUUAACGGGGAAGCAUUUACCCAGGUAUCAAAUUCAAGCUCCAAGACAUUCCCUCUCUAUAUGGAUGAACAACACAACUGUAAGUCAUUUAGCCAAGGCAGCGUGACUGGCAAAAUUGUGAUUUGUCAUGAUACGGGCUCGAUAACUAAGUCUGACAUCCGUGGCAUAAUAAGUGCUGGCGCAGCUGGUGUGGUACUGAUCAACAAUGAAGAUGCUGGCUUCACCACUCUUCUCCAAGAUUAUGGUUCAGGUCUCGUCCAGGUGACAGUUGCCGAUGGAAAUAUCAUAAAAAAAUAUGUGUUGUCAGGAAGCAAAGCAGCUGCAAGUUUCGUCUACAAAAACACCCUGCUCGGUAUUCGUCCAUCUCCAACCGUCGCGUCGUUCUCAUCCCGUGGUCCAAGCAAGUAUUGCCCUGGCGUUCUCAAGCCAGACAUAUUAGCUCCAGGGCUCAACAUCAUCGCUGCGUGGCCACCGGUCACCAACUUCGGCACCGGGCCUUUUAAUAUCAGAUCCGGGACAUCCAUGUCAACUCCGCACAUUAGUGGCGUUGCUGCUCUUGUCAAGAGCUCUCAUCCGGACUGGUCAGCGGCCGCCAUCAAGUCAGCUACCCUCACUACAUCUGAUGCCACAGAUAGCAACGAUGGACCGAUCUUGGACGAGCAACAUCAAAGGGCAAACGCAUAUGCCACAGGUGCAGGGCAUGUAAACCCUGCAAGAGCCAUCGAUCCUGGGCUAGUUUAUGAUCUAGGCGUCACUGAAUAUGCCGGCUAUAUCUGCACGCUGCUAGGAGACCAUGCCUUGGCAACCAUCGUGCGUAACUCAAGCUUGACUUGCAAGGAUCUUACCAAGGUACCUGAAGCGCAGCUGAACUACCCAACCAUAACGGUGCCGCUCAAGCCCACGCCGUUCACAGUGAACCGGACGGUGACCAACGUUGGGCCUGCAAAUUCGACAUACGAACUCAAGUUGGAUGUGCCCGAGAGUCUGAAAGUGCGUGUCUUGCCGAAUACGCUGGUGUUCUCCAAGGCCGGAGAGAGGAAGUCGUUCAGUGUAACAGUGAGCGGUGGUGGCGUUGAAGGGCAAAAAUUCGUGGAGGGGAGCUUGAGGUGGGUUUCAGCAAACCAUAUUGUGCGUAGUCCGAUCGUCGCUGUUGCAGGUCUAGGUUCCACUUAGUUAUCAAGUAGAUCCUUCAUGAAUCUCUCCAAUGUAGCAAACUUUGUGUGAUGUGUGGAAUAAAUGAUGCUCUGAUAAAA
Molecule: messenger RNA, 2347 nt
Organism: Brachypodium distachyon (stiff brome)
Lineage: Eukaryota; Viridiplantae; Streptophyta; Magnoliopsida; Poales; Poaceae
Product: subtilisin-like protease SBT1.2
Exons: 1
Coding region: 27-2267 (746 amino acids)
Biological process (GO): proteolysis
Molecular function (GO): serine-type endopeptidase activity
Source: RefSeq, a predicted model, not a curated record